Molecule: messenger RNA, 2041 nt
Organism: Glycine soja
Lineage: Eukaryota; Viridiplantae; Streptophyta; Magnoliopsida; Fabales; Fabaceae
Product: laccase-4-like
Exons: 6
Coding region: 89-1753 (554 amino acids)
Biological process (GO): lignin catabolic process
Cellular component (GO): apoplast
Molecular function (GO): hydroquinone:oxygen oxidoreductase activity; copper ion binding
Source: RefSeq, a predicted model, not a curated record
UGUGUUAAUUAGUAUUGAAAAGAGAGGAGAUCAAUAAGGGCAAAGGAAGAAUUGAAGAGACACACAAAAAUAUUAUUUGCUCAAGUGAAUGGAGCCACGCCUUCUGACAAUAUUCUUUGUGGUUCUUUCAUUCUCACCAUUUGUUCAGUCCUUGGUGCGUCAUUACAAGUUUAGUGUGGUCUUGAAGAAUACCACUAAGCUUUGCUCCACAAAAUCAUUUGUCACGGUCAAUGGACAAUGUCCAGGGCCUACUCUCUAUGCAAGAGAGGAUGAUACGGUUAUUGUAAAGGUCACUAACCACGUUAAGUACAAUAUUACAAUCCACUGGCAUGGAAUCAAACAGCUUCGAACUGGUUGGUCUGAUGGGCCAGCAUAUGUUACACAAUGUCCGAUUCAGCCAGGGCAGAGCUAUGUCUACAACUUCACCAUCAAUGGUCAAAGAGGCACACUUCUCUGGCAUGCACACAUCACGUGGCUAAGAGCCACGGUGUAUGGUGGCAUUGUCAUAUUGCCUAAACGAGGCAUUUCUUAUCCAUUUCCUAAACCUGACAAAGAAAAGAUAAUCAUUCUAGGUGAGUGGUGGAAAUCAGAUGUUGAAGCAAUUCUCAAUCAGGCUGAAAAUUCUGGUCUGCCACCGAACAUAUCAGAUGCUCAUACCAUCAAUGGUCAUACAGGACCAAUUCCCGGUUGCACUUCUCAGGGUUACACUCUGCAUGUUGAAAGUGGCAAGACCUAUCUUCUACGCAUAAUAAACGCUGCUUUGAACGAUGAACUGUUCUUCAAAAUUGCGGGGCACAAGUUAACAGUGGUUGAAGCAGAUGCAUCUUACGUUAAGCCUUUUGAAACAGACACAAUUUUCAUGAGCCCAGGCCAAACCACCAAUGUCCUAUUAACCGCUAACCAAGUUGUUGGCAAAUACCUAAUAGCAGUUACUCCUUUCAUGGACGCCCCUAUAGGCUUUGACAACGUUACUUCAAUUGCUACACUUCGCUACAAAGGCACACCACCUUAUCCCAAAACAACACUAACCACCAUUCCUGCACUAAAUGCAACUCCUUUAACAAGUGACUUCAUUGAUUCCCUAAGAAGCCUUAACUCAAAAGAAUACCCUGCAAUAGCUCCCUUAACCGUUGACCACUCUCUUUUCUUUUCCAUAACUGUAGGCCUUAACCCAUGUCACACGUGUCUCACUGGGGCCAGGCUUGUGUCUGCUAUUAAUAACAUCACCUUUCUAAUGCCAACAACCACAUCACUUCUUGAAGCACAUUACUAUAACAUAAAGGGUGUUUUCACUGAUGAUUUCCCUUCAUUCCCACCUAUAGCUUUUAAUUACACUGGUACUCAACCAGCUAAUAUUCAGACAAAUAAUGGCACAAGACUAUACAGAUUGGAUUUCAAUUCAACUGUUCAGAUUAUUCUCCAGGGCACUGCAAUGAUAGCACCAGAAAAUCACCCUUUUCAUUUGCAUGGGUACAAUUUCUUUGUUGUUGGCCAGGGGCUAGGGAACUUUGAUCCAGAGAAGGACCCAUUGAGUUUUAAUCUUGUUGAUCCAGUUGAGAGAAACACCAUUGGGGUACCAAAUGGUGGAUGGGCAGCAAUCAGAUUCAGAGCAAAUAACCCAGGUGUUUGGUUCCUGCAUUGCCACUUAGAAGUACACACCACAUGGGGACUUAAGAUGGCAUUCAUAGUAGACAACGGGAACGGUCCCCAUGAGUCCUCGCUUCCACCACCCAAAGACCUUCCAAUGUGCUAAAGUUUCUGAUGAAAUUUGGAAUCUGAGAGAGACAAUGAGAGUGUACAUUAUUAUGCUGGAGAGGUGAUGUCACGGCCUAAGGGGAAGACAUCAAAUUGUUUGUGACAGUUUGUGAAGUUGGAUUUGUAGCAGAAAUCAAUAAAAACUUGCUGUAGAUAGCAAUUCAAGGCCUUUUUAUUCUAUUGUCAAGUUUAGGAUACUAAUGUAAGUUUUGGGUUCAUAAAAAUGUGAUGUAUGUGCUUGGUAAAAUUUCAAUUUGAUAAAAAUGGUCUUUUAGAAUUCCUAUUC